This is a messenger RNA of Chenopodium quinoa (quinoa), 1452 nucleotides long. RefSeq names its product vacuolar protein sorting-associated protein 24 homolog 1-like. NCBI's taxonomy places the organism in Eukaryota, Viridiplantae, Streptophyta, Magnoliopsida, Caryophyllales, Amaranthaceae. Bases 319 to 1005 code for a protein of 228 amino acids. Gene Ontology annotation, biological process: late endosome to vacuole transport; endosome transport via multivesicular body sorting pathway; protein transport. The transcript has 7 exons. Gene Ontology annotation, cellular component: ESCRT III complex; multivesicular body. The record is from RefSeq and is a predicted model, not a curated record.
UUCACCCAUAAAGCCAUAACUCCAUACAAAAAAAGACGAACGAGUGAAAUUUCCGGGUGAUUGUCGUGUGAUCAGAUCAUAUUGUAGAUUGUACCAUUGCUAAAGUUGGUACUUGCUGUUGCUACGAGUAGUUUACCAUCUUUCAUUCUUCGCGCUACUACUUUCCUCUUUCCUCUUUGUCCGCGGAAGAAUCCCUUCGUUCAUUCUUGAUCUGAUUGAAACAGAAUUUGGUUCAAUUGGGUUCUUCAUUUUCCCUAAUUGAUUGCUGUCAGCUUGAUAAUCAUAUAUUUGGUACUGUUUUCUGGGGAGAGAUUGAAUAUGGAGAAAGUGAAGAGUAUGUUGGGGGUGAAGCCAAACCCUCAGCAAUUGCUUAGAGAUUGGCAAAGGCGUCUUCGUCAAGAGGGUCGUAAUAUCGAGCGCCAAAUUCGAGAUAUUCAAAGGGAAGAGAAGAGUGUACAAAAGGCAAUUAGAGAUGCUGCCAAGAGAAAUGACAUGGGUUCUGCAAAGGCACUUGCUAAGGAAAUUGUGAGGUCAAGAAAAACUGUCAAUCGUCUUCAUGAGAAUAAAGCUCAACUUAAUUCAAUAUCAAUGCAUCUCGGAGAAAGUGUUGCCGUUGCUCGUACAGUGGGUCAUUUGCAAAAGAGUGCUGAGGUGAUGAAACUUGUCAAUAACCUCAUGAAAGCUCCACAAGUUGCUGUUACUAUGCAAGAGUUCAGCAAAGAGAUGACCAAGGCUGGUGUAAUUGAAGAGUUUGUCAACGAGGCUGUUGAUGAUGCGCUAGAUUCUGAAGACAUAGAAGAGGAAACAGAGGAAGAGGUUGACAAGAUCCUGACCGAGUUGGCCAGUGAGACUGCUGCACAGCUUCCUGUUGCAGCAAGGAAAGAAAAGAUCAAGGCACCUGCACAGAGCACGAGCAUACAGGAUGAGGAGCCAAUUGCUGAAGGUUUAGAUGACGAGGAAGAAAUGGAGGCGAUAAGGGCACGUUUAGCCAAAGUUAGAUCAUAAGUUACAAAUCUCGCCAAGAACAGGUACUCUAGGCAAGCUUGGAGUCAUGUAGAAUGAUAAGGUUGCAAGGACACCUUAGUUCUGUAUAACCUUCAUAUCCUGUAAUAUUAUUUCAGAUUACUUGAUUAUGGAACCUGAUUUUCCUCUCCGGCCCCUCACUAACAUAUACAUAAUGAAUGAUACAUGAGUUAAUAGGCUCUUCAAAUCGGUUCCGUCACAUUUGUCUGUGUUACCAAACUUUGUUGUAAAUAAUAUGGAACUCAGCUUUUGCAUAAUGGAUUCUGUCUUGUGGAUUUUCGGUUGUGUAAUGAGCUCUGAAAUCUUCCCUAUUCUCAGUUCUAAUGUAAAGGGCCUUCAGCAGUUCAGCUUGUGUAAGGCAUGAUGACUACUCCCAUGCCACUAAACUCUAAUUUUUAAUAUUCCAUAUUUGGUUGAACUUGUAAUGUU